This is a messenger RNA of Ceratitis capitata (Mediterranean fruit fly), 1334 nucleotides long. RefSeq lists its product as uncharacterized. The record is from RefSeq and is a predicted model, not a curated record. NCBI's taxonomy places the organism in Eukaryota, Metazoa, Arthropoda, Insecta, Diptera, Tephritidae.
GCAAAACGAUUGAAGCAAAGACUUUGAAAUUUGACAACCCACCAAGGAUAACUGCGCUACAUACAGCUGGAAGAUUAGUGGAACUUGCACCAUUUGCUACAUUCACGUUGUUAUUUUAAUAAAGCUACUAAAAAAUUAUAUAUUAUUUAAACAUUUAAUUUGUUUGCUUUCUUUGCAGCAAACAUAAAGUGUAUGAUUCAGGAAAAUGAUUGACUUAGAGUACUUACCGCGCCUGGAGUCUUUAUCGCCCGUUAAAGACUUGGAAGCUUAUCAUAUGACAAUAUUGGAGCCCGAUAAGAACCAAAUGGAACUACAAACACCUACAAACUCGAUUCAUGAAAAGGAAUGGCAAGAGAGAGGUAAUGGUAAGGAUGGUGAUUAUAGCAGGCAACAACGUGGCUUUCGCUACAUUUGUCAGUGUUUAUGAUACGCGGCAGUCACGAAGAGUCGAGUUGUUUACAAAACAUGGAUGUAAUGUUAAGCUCUUUGUUAAGAAAUAAUUAUUGUUGUAUUAUUAUUAUUAUUAUUAUUAUUAUUUUUAUACGAGAAGAAUUUGCUGUCUUAAGAGAAACUAUAAAGUAAUGUGUAUUCAAUAAAUUGUCAUAAAACACUUUAUAUAUUUAUUUAUAUUAAUUUAUAUUUAGUUAUGUUAAAAACAUAUUUUCCUAAAAAAAAUUAACGUUAAAAUUGUCUAAAAACGCUAACUAGUAAAUAAGAUCUAUUAUUACUAGCAUACAUUUUCAGCUCCUUCUUAUCUUAUGUUGAUAAAAAGCUCAAAAAAUACGCACAUGUGCUGAGCUCGCGAUAGCAGUUACUGAUAUUUUGGCUGUUUCCGAGACUACGAUCUACAAUAACAUACCAAGACCAAAGCAGGAAUUUAUUACCCCAAUUCUUUAACGAUUUUUUUUUUUUCAUUUUAGAAUGAAAAUUUAAAACUAGACAAAAAUUCGUGGAGCUUUAAUGCAAUCCGUUUGAAAAAGUUUUGUAUUCAGUGCCUACAUGGACUAUAAUUGAAAAUGUUAAAGAAUUUGAUUUCAACCAAUUGUAGUGAAUACUACAAAAAUAGUAUGUAGAGAAUGAAAGUAAUUGAGAUUUUUUGAAUAUUAUUUAAAAAUAUCCAUGUUUCGCUGUACACACCUACAAAUUAACGUUGUUUUAUUUUAUGAAUAAGCCGAUUUUAUGAAUAAUACCGUUACUUAGGAAUAUAAAUAAUUCCGUUUAUCGCAAAAUUUUUAUAUGCGCCAAUAUUAAUUUCAAUCUAAUAAUACCACAGUCUGAACUUGGCAAACAGGUUCUUAUCAGUGGGCUAUCGAUUAGGAUAUUUUAUACAAAAA